AUGCAAUUGGGUUUGUCAGAAAGUCUUUCGACACUCGUAGCCAAGCGCUUCACCGCUGCUAAAGAGUCCGGCCACCUUUUAUUCUCUCAAACACAUCUCACCACAAUCCAUACUGCGGGGAUACCAUACCAACUUCGAUACUGUCCUGCUCUUGCAAAUAAGCCAACCGGGGCUCCAAACUCGGACAAGUCUACCACGAAACCCAACUUCGAUCCUUUCCAAGACCCCUCCCCAGAGCUCUUAAUCGCUCAAAUACCUCGAGAGAACCCAACUCACGUGCUAGUCCUCAAUAAAUUUCCCGUGAUUCCCGACCAUUUCAUAUUAGCGACAAAGGAAUGGAAAUUACAGACUGAUGUUCUGGAGAAGGAAGAUUUGGACGCAACCUAUUCCUGCAUCAAAGCAUGGGGUGAGGAGAAUAAAACAAAUGGCACGGGUCCCAAGCGACUGUUCGCCUUUUUUAACUCCGGCAACGAGAGCGGUGCGAGCCAACCGCAUAGACACUUACAGUUUCUACCCAUUGAAGCCAUGUAUCAGGGUGACUUGGGGCGCUGGCAGCCCUUGAUCGACGCGGUUUCAUCGCAACCAACAUCAUCCGGUUCCAGAUAUUUGCGAUGGGCUCAGGUACCGUUCGCGCAUUUCGCCCUUCCGUUACCGCCAAACCCCUCUGCCGAUACCCUACAUAGCAUUUACAUAUCCUUGUAUAGAGCGGCGUUCGCAGCCGCACAGGAGAAUCCAGGAAGUCCUCCCCUGACGACCAGUGGCCCGGCUGCUAUCAGUUACAACCUGGCAAUGACCGAUUCAGUAAUGAUGAUCUGCCCGAGGCGAAGUGAAAGCGCCCGAAUUCCAAUCGACUCUGCGGCAUCAACAGGGAUAUCUGAAGCAGGUGUCGUUGCCUUGAAUGGUACGAUUCUCGCCGGUACGCUCAUGGUGAAGGCUGAGGCCGAAUGGGAUGAACUACGCCAUCACCCCGAGUCCUUGAAAGAGGUACUGUCGGCUAUUGGGUACCCUCACCCAGACCUGUUUGAGCUUUCAUUACUCUGA
Messenger RNA from Aspergillus alliaceus, 1041 nucleotides. Its product is annotated as putative bis(5'-nucleosyl)-tetraphosphatase. The coding region runs from base 1 to 1041 and encodes 346 amino acids. The transcript has 2 exons. Gene Ontology annotation, molecular function: ATP binding; ATP:ADP adenylyltransferase activity. Gene Ontology annotation, biological process: nucleotide metabolic process. The record is from RefSeq and is a predicted model, not a curated record. Lineage: Eukaryota; Fungi; Ascomycota; Eurotiomycetes; Eurotiales; Aspergillaceae.